This is a messenger RNA of Lodderomyces oxycetoniae, 1884 nucleotides long. RefSeq names its product pheromone-regulated protein (gene PRM1). The record is from RefSeq and is a predicted model, not a curated record. Gene Ontology annotation, cellular component: mating projection tip. Bases 1 to 1884 code for a protein of 627 amino acids. The transcript has a single exon. NCBI's taxonomy places the organism in Eukaryota, Fungi, Ascomycota, Pichiomycetes, Serinales, Debaryomycetaceae.
AUGUUGAGAAAUUACCUUGAUCUUCCAGAAAUUUACACACAACUCUAUUUCAAUCAGUAUACAAUUUUGUUACUUCUCAUAUUAAUCAAAUUGAUCAUAUUGAGAAACUCACUAAUCAAUGCAAUAUCCAAGCAAUUGAUCGACGAUUCAGUAUGUGACGAGAACAAUAUUCAACAAGUCUUGAAUGCGGUUCAUCGUACAAUAAUGGAUGGCGUUGACAAAUUGAAAUAUUCAGGUAUCGUAUCUAUCGUGCUCAUCAUUAAAACCAUUCGAGUAUUAACGGUUUUUUUCAUUGAUUUGUUCUUGGGGACCUAUAUUUGUCUUCUUAGAGCUUUAGUCAAGGGAACUACAGAAUUUGCGUUUGAUGCGACGGAAUCAGUAAUACAAGCAGUGAAUGUCACUAUUGUUGAGGCAACAAACCAAAUAGAAGAAGGACUACAAGGAUUAUCGAAAUUCAUCAAUGAUUUAGGCACUGGGGUUGAUGCUAUAUCGCAAAUAUUCACAGGUGGUGGUGGUGAUACAUCAAACGCAAACCAAUACGAGGACAAAAUCAAUUUGACUCUAGGUAACUUGAAGAAUAAAAUAAUGAUACCUGGUUCGGUAUUGACUGAAAUCGAACAAGCUAAAAAUGUAAGCAUGAAGGAAUUGAACGAUUUGAAUAAUCAUACGCAAACACUCAUUGAAACACCUUUUAACGUGAUUAUUAAGAAUCUCGAUGCUAUCAAAUUUACCAACUCGUCAAGUAACUCAUCAAUUAACCCACUAAAUGUAAAAGGUACUUGCAUGGAAGCAGUAAACGUUGUUAAGGACUCCCAAAAUGUUUUAGUGAAAACAGUAGAGAUUACAAGCCAAUGGCUUUUUAUUGCUUUAGCUUGUAUUAUCUUAGUGUCGCUAUUAUAUGUCUUGUAUACUGAACUGUGCCAUUGGAAGCGUGAAACUAGAUUCAUUAUGGAGAAGGAUCUUGAUGCUGGCGAAGUAGGUUUUCGUAAUCAGCAAAAUAUAUAUAACAAUCCCGUGCUUUAUAUCGUGGUCAAGAGGUGCGGAAUACAGCUAAAUGAACGUUCUAUUUGGAUCUUAAGUUACAUGUCGAGUAGGUUGGCCAAUAUCGUUCUCAUCUUUGGAUUAAUGGGUAUUAUCUCGGUUAUUUUACAGGUUUUGUUGAUCCAUUUUCUUAAACAAUCAAUAAAUGGCGAAAUCACUAAAAUGGAUAGUGGUACUAAUAACUCUGCUACAUCAAAGGUGGUUGUUUCUUAUAUCGCGUCAAUGAAUAACUACAUGAAUACCACUGAAGCUAAUUUGAAUAGUGAGCUAUUUGGAGAAAUCAAAAGUACUUCAAUAAAGAUAAACAGUACAAUUUCGGAGUUCCUAGAUAACUUGAGCACAGCCAUUCAAAGUAUAUUUGGAACGACUGUGCUUGCUCUGGCAUUGGAUACUAUUGUUUACUGUACAAUUGGCCGCAAAUUGGAAAAAGUGGAAGAAGGGUGUACUUGGCUAGUUGAUAAUUUACAAAUCCAAAUCCCAUCUAUACCACCAGAUGUACAAAAAAGCAUUGAAAGUGUAAGUUUUAUGCAACCUCAAAGUAUUAUGUCCAAAUUAAACUCCAUGAUUGCAGUUUAUAAGGAUUCAAUACGAUUAGAGUUGAUCAUCAGUCUUGCAUUCAUAGCAGCGUGGUUAUUACAACUCAUUAUUGGCUUAGUAAUACUAUAUACCCGACAGCGUAAAGAUGCCCAAUUUACACCGUUUGGCACAAAAAAAGCACUUAAAAUUGGUUGUCCUCAGCCAUUGAAUGAGAAGGAAAAGCAGCUAUACGAGUAUCCGUUAUCUGAACCACCCGCGGGAGGGUACGUGCAAACAUCAUCAAGUUAUUACCCACUGCCGCCAUAA